Messenger RNA from Purpureocillium takamizusanense, 1793 nucleotides. RefSeq lists its product as uncharacterized. Bases 502 to 1470 code for a protein of 322 amino acids. Gene Ontology annotation, cellular component: intracellular anatomical structure. The record is from RefSeq and is a predicted model, not a curated record. Gene Ontology annotation, molecular function: oxidoreductase activity, acting on NAD(P)H, oxygen as acceptor. The transcript is spliced from 3 exons. Lineage: Eukaryota; Fungi; Ascomycota; Sordariomycetes; Hypocreales; Ophiocordycipitaceae.
GGUCCGUCCGUCCCGGCCCUUGGUCCGCCGCCGCCGUCGUCGUCGCUUGUCGCUGCCAGCCAGCAGGCCACGCGCUCAACUCACCCCAUCAUCCCAUGCCAACCGUGCCGCGCCUGCUUGCUUGCUUGCUGGACCUUGCCGGAAACAUCCUCCCGUGCCCUGCCCUGCCCUGCCCUGCCCAAGCCCUCCUCUGCGAGCCCUCCUCUGUGCGCUCUGCUCUACUCUGAUGCCCCUUACUCUACCUCCAUCGCCUUUGUCGUUUCGUCCUCGUCGUCUACCGCCUUACAAAAGGAGCAACCUUUCCCCUCUUCCCCAACCCACCCCAUCAUCCUCGUCGUCCUUCUCUUUCCGCCCAUAACCUACCCUCACCUACCUUGCCCCCCGUCCGCCACCAUCUUGUGCCAUACAACCAAUAUCCACCCAUCUCCCACCGCUCCUCUGGCCUCUCUCUCUCGUCCGCCCUUGCUGCUUUACAUCGACGACAGCUGGCGGCGGCCCACCAUGUCUCGCCUCGCCCCCACUUUGAGGCAGCUCGCCCGCGGGCGCCUCAGCGCCGCUCCAGCUGCCGCCGCCCCGGCAGCAGGCCGUCCCCACCUGCUUCCCCGCGCCGACCGGAAGCCCAUGCAUUCCACCCCGGCCCAGAGCAAUCUCAACCCCACCACGCGACCACAUCUGCUGCCCGAGUUCAGCCUCAAGGACAAGGUCAUCGUCGUCUCAGGCGGUGCCAGGGGCCUCGGCCUCGUCCAGGCAGAAGCUCUGCUCGAGGCAGGCGCAACCGUGCACUGCGUCGACAGGUUGCCCUCGCCCGCCAACGACCCGGCGUCGGGCUUCUCCGAGAUCAGCAAGCGAGCGCGCCGCGAUCUCGACACCAGCCUGACCUAUCACCAGACCGAUGUUCGAGACGUCGGCGAGCUCAACAAGAUUAUGGAGACAAUUGCCAAUCAGGCCGGCAGGCUCGACGGCUUAAUCGCCGCUGCCGGCAUCAACCACGAGACACCCGCGCUCGAGUACACAUCGGACGAGGUGGAUAGGAUGAUGAGCAUCAACGUCACGGGUGCCUUCAUGACCGCCCAGGCCGCCGCUCGCCAAAUGGUCCGCCUCAAGCAGCCCGGCAGCAUCUGCCUUAUCGCGAGUAUGAGUGGCACCAUCGCCAAUCGGGGCAUGUACGCGCCAGCCUACAACGCAUCCAAGGCCGCCGUCAUCCAGCUGUGUCGAAGCCUCGCAGCUGAGUGGGGCGAGUAUGGGAUCCGCGUCAACACUCUCUCGCCGGGAUACAUCAUGACGCAGAUGCUGCAGUCGCUCUUUGACGAUUAUCCCGAGCGCAAGGAGGUCUGGCCCAAGGAGAACAUGCUGAAGCGCUUGAGCCUACCCAGCGAGUAUCGUGGGUCCGCCGUCUUCCUUCUCAGUGAUGCCAGCAGCUUUAUGACCGGGAGUGACCUCCGAAUAGAUGGCGGCCACGCAGCAUGGUAGAGCGCUUCAUUGUGCGUAUCGCAGCGUGGUCAGCCAUGUCACUCGACGCGUGCAGGUAGGGUAGACCGUGGGCGGCCAAAUGGCGUCGUUCAGUACGCCUGGCUGCUGGCAAGCCAUAGGGCGCAACGUAGAUUCCCAAGGGGGGCGGGGGCAGGUCAUGGUCCUGGGUUUGUGUCCAGUUGUGUAUCGCCAAUCGCGUAUAUAAUCGUAGUAACGAUUCGAGGGGGUUUGACCAUCGCGCUGUCGCAUGUGUUUGCAGCCAUGUGGGGUGAGCAAUAAUGCACGGCGCUUGGAGGUAGUGCACGCUGAUCGUCGUCAGAUGG